AUGAUGCUCAACUCAGACAGCAUGGAGCUGGAGCUGCCUCCCACCCACUCGGAGACCGAGUCAGGAUUCAGCGACUGUGGGGGCGGGGCGGGCCCUGACGGGGCUGGGUCUGAGGGGCCAGGCGGGGGCCCCGCCCGGGGCUUGGAGCCCGGAGAGCCUGGCCGGAAGGACCUGCAGCACCUGAGCCGGGAGGAGCGGCGGCGCCGGCGCCGGGCCACGGCCAAGUACCGCACGGCCCACGCCACGCGGGAGCGGAUCCGCGUGGAAGCCUUCAACUUGGCCUUCGCCGAGCUGCGCAAGCUGCUGCCCACGCUGCCCCCGGACAAGAAGCUCUCCAAGAUUGAGAUCCUGCGCCUCGCCAUCUGCUACAUUUCCUACCUGAACCACGUGCUGGACGUCUGAACCAGGCGGUCUCCUGCCCUGGAUUCGCCCCUCCUCCCCGGCCUCGCUGGGGUCCCUUCUCAC
This is a messenger RNA of Equus quagga, 465 nucleotides long. RefSeq names its product nescient helix-loop-helix 1 (gene NHLH1). Bases 1 to 402 code for a protein of 133 amino acids. The record is from RefSeq and is a predicted model, not a curated record. Lineage: Eukaryota; Metazoa; Chordata; Mammalia; Perissodactyla; Equidae. Gene Ontology annotation, molecular function: protein dimerization activity; DNA-binding transcription factor activity, RNA polymerase II-specific; RNA polymerase II cis-regulatory region sequence-specific DNA binding. The transcript has a single exon. Gene Ontology annotation, biological process: regulation of transcription by RNA polymerase II.